Molecule: messenger RNA, 1002 nt
Organism: Colletotrichum gloeosporioides
Lineage: Eukaryota; Fungi; Ascomycota; Sordariomycetes; Glomerellales; Glomerellaceae
Product: Nitrogen metabolite repression protein nmr
Exons: 4
Coding region: 1-1002 (333 amino acids)
Source: RefSeq, a predicted model, not a curated record
AUGGCCUCCCUUGAUCAAGAACAACCUAAGCUUAUCGCAGUACUUGGAGCCACGGGAAACCAAGGUCGAGGUGUUGUCAAAGCCCUUCUGGAUGCACCUCACCACUUCGACGUCCGUGCGAUCACCCGAGAUCCAGAUGGCCCGGCUGCUCGAAAUCUUUUAGAUUUGGUCGGCCAUCACGGGAGGCUUACACUUACCCGCGCUGACGUCUAUGACUCGAAGCGUUUGGCAGAGGCUUUCCAAGGCUCCUAUGGCAUUUUCGCCAUGACGCAGAGUUUCGUUGCGGGAAAAAUGUACCACAAAGAGGAAGAUCUCCGGCACGAGCUCGAGGCCGGGCGGAGUAUUGUCGACGCCGCUGUAAAGGCCGGCGUCAAGCAUUUUAUCUUCAGUAGUUUGCCAAACAUCGAAAAGGCUAGCAACGGGCGCUACCCCAAGGUGUUCCACUUUGACUUCAAAUCACAGAUUGACGAGUGGGCGAGAGAGCGAUUGCCAGCCGUCACAACCCUGAUACCGGGCCUAUUCUACGACAACCUUCGGUGGCCUAACUACUGCCGCCGAGAUGACGACGGUACAGUGCGAUUUUGCGCUGCAGUUCCCGAGUCGACAGUUGGUGAAUGGGUCGACGUAGGGCACGAUGUCGGGAUAUUUGUUCGCGCUGUACUGAUAGCGGGUACCUCGAAAACUGCAUCAAAGACAUAUCCCAUCGGAAGUCCCAAGAUCUCUUUCGGGGAGUUGGCCAGUGUCUUCUCUAGUACGACAGGCAUUCCCGCUCGCUUUGAGAGCGUUGGUCUGGAGGACUGGACGUCUACUGUUGUGUCCGUGGCCGGGGAGGGCUUUAAAGAGGACAUCCGGCAAAUGGUGCAAUGGGUUGCCCAUGCGCCUACAGAUAAGAUAUGCUACGGGGCAAUGAGCCCCGUGGAUGACUGCUCAUGGGAAGAUCUUGGGGUCAAGGCCAGCACGUUCAAAGAAUGGAUUUUGAGACAGAAUUGGCAAGGCCCUUGA